CCAUCAUCUCAGCCCAAGCUGCGUCACUGUUGCCGGGCCAUGGUUGCCGUGUGCGUCGAAGGGUGGGGUGAUCCAACCUAUCGCCUGUUACCGCCCUUUACACUAGGGAGCUUGCAGAUGCAUCAUGUCGAACAAGGAGGAGGUGCUGCCCGGUCGACAAGUACCUUACUUCCUGCCCAAAUACAAAGAAGCCUUGAUACCCGCCCCGCUCGCCUCCUCUCUUUCCGCCCGGCUUCACGACUUCGCUCGCAUUUCACCAUCCCCCAAUACCCCGCUAUUGCCCAGCCGACAAUCCAUACCAGAGACUUGAAGCAUUAAUUGCAUCAUGGCGGACGAAACCAUUAAGCCCGUCGACGAGACCCCUAUCUCACCCAGCCGACCCAACCCGGCGCGGAAGAACUCACUCGAGUUCCACUUGAGCCACCGACCGGAUCGUCAGGAGCUUGUUAAGAAGAACAUCCUCCCUGCGUCAACAGCCGCCCCAGGCCUCCAGGCGCACCAGAAAGAUCUUGAGAGGCACAUGCGGGCCGACUCGCUGAACGAGAAGAUUGCUCAUCGGCCCUCCCCGGAGGCGCUGCUGAAAGACGGCGUUCUUCAUGACGACCCACGCUCGCCGGAUGAUAAAUAUGCCGAGGCAAUCGAGGAGGAAUACGCCAAGCGGGAAGGCGGCGCUUAAGAAGCAUACCGUCGCACAGGGGAUGUUGUUUUUCGGAAGGUUUCCCGAAUGAAGUACACAUGGGACUUUUGGGUUUAGGUUCCCUGAUAUCGUACCAGUACCUGCUCAGCUACCGAGAUCGCACGCUUCUAAAUGCGUUGGUUACCAGGACAUCCUCCAUCUAUAACACGAUAAGACGUUUCCCUUCAAGCCUCAUGAUGCUCAAUGCAGACCACAAAAAGGGCCUUGUAUGUACACAACCCCAAAAGGCAUGUGGCUGAUUGGCUGUCGCUACAAACCAGUCAGCGACUCGUGCAUGGGGACGCAAUAUCUUCAUAGACAGAUUACCAUUAGCAGCUAU
Molecule: messenger RNA, 1016 nt
Organism: Chaetomium fimeti
Lineage: Eukaryota; Fungi; Ascomycota; Sordariomycetes; Sordariales; Chaetomiaceae
Exons: 3
Coding region: 326-676 (116 amino acids)
Biological process (GO): positive regulation of transcription by RNA polymerase II
Cellular component (GO): nucleus
Molecular function (GO): transcription coactivator activity
Source: RefSeq, a predicted model, not a curated record